UAAGGAAACAUUUCUAAAACAAAAUAAAAGAAACUGAAAGUUAUUUGGAUCUCUGUCUCCCUGAAGCCAUGGCUACUGCAGCUGAUCCUUUUAAAAAUCUGCAAGAUGAACUGACCUGCUGCCUUUGUCUGGAAUAUUUUAAGCAUCCUGUAUCAGUUAAAAAAUGCUCCCACAGCUUCUGUAAAGAAUGCAUCACACAGCACUGCAAGAAGAAAGGGACCAAGGCCUCCUGUCCCACAUGCAGGCAGGACUUUUAUCCGAAUAAUCUGAUGGAAAAUAGAUCACUGGCCAAUAUACUGGAAAUUGUCCAGCAGAUUAACGAGAGCCCACGAGCAUGGGGAAGGGAGCCUGAAAACUGUCAGGAGCUGUUGCAACUCUUCUGCAGAGAUGACCAAGAAGCCAGGGCAUCCCAGAAUCUGAAGCUGUCCGCUGGAUGUCUUCUGAGUCAGCUCAAGAAUGAGGUAAAAAUAAGCGAAAUCCCUUCACAAGUCAUCAUGUUAUGCAAUGCAAUCCCCAACAUGGUGAAGAACAGGACUGAAAUGAAGGAUUAUGUAUCUCGGAUUAAAACCUCAGUUACAGAAGACUUCACUUUGAUGAAGAAGUACAUUAAUGAACAGGAGCAAAUGGUGCUGAAGGCUCUUGACAAAGAAGAUAGAGUGUCUGAACAAAAAACAGAUGCAGUGGUUCAGCUGCUGACAGAAAGAGUCAACAAGCUUUCAGAGUUGCAAAGUAAUCCUGAAGAAAUGCUGAAGAAUGUCUCAUCAGAACAAGCAGUUUAUGUGGGUUCAUGUACUGCAGCUGAUGAAGUUACACUGGAUGUUCGGAAGAUUGAUAGUAUUGCAUAUGCCGUAAAGAAGCUGAAAAGAUCAUUGAAAAUACCAUUGUUGGAGAACUAUCCUGAACAGAUGCUACAAGAGCCUUCUCCAGGAGUCAACUACACCAAUGACAUCUUGAUGGAGCUGGAAGAAUGCACAGUUGCCUCCUCCAGCAGCUCUUCCCAGCCUCAAGCUACACAUGAGAAAACUAGUGGCUGUCCUUCAUCAGUGGAAUGUGACAGAGACAGGUCAAUGCCAAUUAUUUCAAGUCAGUUUUCUCCGUGGGCGGCUGAUGUGACAUUUGAUCUUGAGAGAAUCCAUAACAACCUGAAACUCACAGAAGAUAAAAGGAGAGUGACUGUGUCCCAGUCUUCAUGUCAAUAUGAGCGCACCCCAAAGAGAUUCCGCAUCAGCCAGGUGAUGGGCUCUCCAGGUUUCUCUGAAGGGUGCCAUUACUGGGAAGUGAGCACCAAAGACAGUACUGGGUGGGCCAUUGGCGUGGCUGUUGGAAAAAUUGGCAGUCAUGAUCAGCUAGGGAGAACUGAGCUAUCCUGGUGCAUAGAAUGGUCAAAUAAACUCUCUGCAUGGCACAACGGACAAGAAACUCAAAUUAGUAAAGAGAAACCUCUCCGGGUUGGCACCUUUCUUGAAAUUCCUGAAAACUGCUUAUCAUUUUAUUCUUGCUCUGAUAAGGAAACUUGCUUACAUAAGUUUAAAAUCAAAACAGACAGUCCCAUUUACCCAGCUUUUUGGAUCUAUGGUGUGCAGCCGGGUGGUUUUUUAACUAUAUGCAAUAUUAAGAGGAACUAGGGUAUAGCUAGAAUUCCACAGUCUAGUUGGAGGGCACAUGCCAGAGCUACUUUGAUGAGGCUAAGCAGGUUUGGGGUCUUACUGAUGCCUGGAUUACAGAUGUUUUAGGAAUCCUGUAUAAGCUGCCAUGAGCACUAUGAAGAACGGAAGCUGGAUAUAUGUGCCAUAUAUACAUAGUAUCUGUGCUACCAAUGUAUAUUGCUUUAAUACCAUUUUAAACUUUUAUU
This is a messenger RNA of Heteronotia binoei (common prickly gecko), 1852 nucleotides long. It is a transcript of the gene RNF135, whose product is annotated as ring finger protein 135. NCBI's taxonomy places the organism in Eukaryota, Metazoa, Chordata, Lepidosauria, Squamata, Gekkonidae. The record is from RefSeq and is a predicted model, not a curated record. The coding region runs from base 69 to 1625 and encodes 518 amino acids. The transcript has 7 exons. Gene Ontology annotation, molecular function: protein binding.